Striga hermonthica is the source of this 723-nucleotide messenger RNA. The record is from the annotation of a GenBank genome assembly. Lineage: Eukaryota; Viridiplantae; Streptophyta; Magnoliopsida; Lamiales; Orobanchaceae.
AUGGAGGCAGCUAGCUACCAUUCUGCUUGCUCCCCAUUUCAUGCUCAUUUUCGCCAAGAUGCAUUUAGUUCCAGACCCAGGAAGAUAAAUGGAUGUGUUCAAGUGUGUGUAAAGACAGAAAAGUUGUCCGAGCGAGGUGGAAAGAAAGCUAAUCUGGGUGCCAGAAAGAAGGAGAGAAUUAAGCUUCCUAAUUAUGGUGAUAGGGUUGGAGAAAAUGAAAAUUACCAUAUUAGUAAGUUCUUCAGUCAUCCAUCUGGAAUUGAAUCAAUUUUGAACACAAGUGCCUUGCAGAGUUAUCAAUUCCUCGAUUCCAAUUUGUAUAGGUGUGUUCUUCCACAAAUAAAAUUUCUCAGCUUUAGAGUUUCACCAGUGUUGGACUUACAAGUGAUUCCAACUAAUGAAGAUUGUGUAGUUGAGAUGUUGUCUUGCAAGUUUGAAGGUUCUAAGUUCAUGGAACGCCAAAACGAGAAGUUUUCAGCUUUUAUGAGGAACCACAUAAAAUGGGAGUCUGUUGGUGCUGAACAAUAUUUGGAUGUAGACGUGAAGUUAAAUCUCAUCCUUGAGAUUUACACCCGGCCAUUUACAUUGAUGCCCAUAUCAGCUGUUGAAGGUCCGGGAAAUAAAAUGAUGCAGACCUUAGUAGAUCAACUUGUACCUUUGCUCAUAAAACAGCUGCUGCAAGAUUACGAGGAAUGGAUUCAUCAACAAUGCAAAUGCCUCUAA